UUUAUGUAGACUUCUGUAGCUGUAGAUUCUUUUGCUAUAAGUGUUUUUGACUAUUGAAAGAAGAAAAUUAAGAGUAUUUAGAAUAAAUAAAAAAACAGAUUAAAAAUAAAUAAAUGAUUGUUACUAAAAAAACAUUGAUAUGUUAAAAAGUUUUAUAAAAUAUUUAGCCGAAAAAUGAUAGCAGCUAACCGCAAUUUAUUUUUAUGAAAUUAUAUGGCUAUAUAUGUAUAUGUCGUCAUAUAUAUAUUAGUAAUUACCGUUUUUUUUUUUUUAAUUUUCAUUUUCAGCGCAAAUUUUUUUCUCGCUUUCCUCGUAUCAUAUUUCUCCACAAAUGCAACAACAAAGAAUAAAAACAAUUGCUCUAUUUACUUUGCCAUUUCAUUCUCUUUUGUAUCACUUGUUUAGCAUUUCUGUUUUUCUUCUUAAUUCUCAUAGAAAUAUAUUACCGCCUUUGCUUUUGGCAUAGAACGAAUGUGCCUGCGGCCUAUUCUUGUUUUUGUUUACUUCGGUACUUGCGAAAGUGAUGUGCAUAAUAAUAACAAUCGGAACAAGGACGUAAAUAAUGAAAAAUCAAUAAACGGACACGGCAAAAAGCAACAGCAGCAUCAAUCGCAGCGGAAGAAACAAUGGCAAAAUGUCCUUUCACCCACACGCAUCCAUAUUUAGUGUACAUGCAUAUGAAACAAACACACAUGUAAAUAUUUGGCAAGUGCAAGUGGACUAUUCCUUCACUUUAGUUCCUGCGACAGUUGUCAUGCAGCUAAUUUAUAUAUUUUAACAGAUAUAAGAAGAUAGAAGAUGGGCGUGUUAAAUAUAUAAAAUAAAUAAGCGAUGGAUGCAAAUGUAUUUAAUAAGUAAUAUAAAAUAAUGGUGGAUCGAUAAAUAAUGAAUAAAAUGUGUGGAAAAUAUUAUAUAUAUAUAUAGGUAUAUAUUUGAAAAAAUGUUAUUAUAAAAUAUAGAACAGAGUGCUUAAAAGUUUUGUAUUUCCUUAUAUAUUUGUAAAGACCCAUUUUCAAAAAAAAAAUAAUUUGCUCGUAAGACCCUAAGAACUGUGCUUUAAGCGUAUCCUUCAUUUAAACGAUUAUGGUUAGUAAAAGUGCAGUAAGCGGCGAGGAACGCCCAGUUUUUAUUCCACCUCGAAAACGACAGACAUCAAAAAAAGUGAAUGGCGCACAAAACUACGUGGACCACAUAGUUAAUGUUCAGAAUCGACAAAAAUUAUCUCCAUCUAAUCCGGCACUUGACGAAGACUUACUCAAAACAUCAUUGAUAUUGAAAAACAAACAACCACUUCCACAAAUACCAGGAGCACAAUGCAAUGGAGAUACGGCCGACGACCAGUUAACACACAAGUCUUCACAGUCUGUGGAUAAUAUUUAUGAAGAUGAUAAUGAAUUACAGAACUUCGAAAGCGUUUCACAGGGCACAAAAUCAACGAAUCGCCAUGAAAGCACCACAGUUACGCCGAGCAGUUAUUCAGAGAGUAGUUUGGAUGCGAAAUCACACGAUUGCCUUAGUAAUCGCUCUUCAUCGAAGAAACGUGUAAAUAUACGCACCGAUCCAUCGCAUAUACGUAGUCAGCGUGAAUCGCCGGAAAUUGUCAACUAUGAAGAUCUGGAAUCAGGUGAAACCAGUGUUUUGAAUGUCGAUAUGCAUAGUUUGGAGCGGUAUAAUACGAGAAGGUCAAUGGAUAGUAACUAUCUGACUAUCACAGGUACAAUUAAACGUGGUCGCAAAAAAGGUCAAAGCGUCGAUUUGCAAAUUAAUAUCAGUCGUGAAGAAUUGGAACAGAUCAAUGCAGUUGCGGCAGCUACACAAGUGAAUAAGAAGCAAAACUUAUGUUGCACCUGCACACCGAAAACCGGUUUACAUAUCUUAGUUUUAUCUUUAAUAUGUCUUCCAUUCAUUACUAUAAUCUCAAGCAUUUAUUCAUUUUAUAUUGGCACACUAACCUGGUAUAAUAUGUUUAAUUACUUCAAUGAGGAGAAAUCGUGUAUAUAUAAAUUCUUUAUGUCACCUAUAUUAAUACUCGCCUAUCCCGUCGGCAUACUUGUUUGCACCGUGGGUCUGGGCAUCUAUUCGGGCAUUGCACAAUUGAGUCUACAGCUUAACAGUUGGUUAAAUGAGAUAGCCGAUAUUGAGAAGGGCUUCUAUGGUUGGCUAUGCUCAUUUCUACAUCUCUCCGAUUGUAGUCCAUACGAGGUCGUCAUACUAAUGGAUAUACAACCGACACACGAUGUGCCACGUGUACAUGUAAAUACCUCCACGGAAGAGCUAUCGCUGUAAGUGCCCGAAGAUUGCAAAAAACGAAUAUGCUACAUAAAUAUUUAUAUAUGAAAAUAUGCAUGUAUUUACAACUCAAUAGUGAACACAAACCGUCGAAAGGAUAGUGAUAUAAGAUACUGAAUUAAUGCAGAAGCAAGAGUAUUUUAAUUUCUUUGGCUAGUCAGUGUACGAAGUGGCGAUCUUGCAUUUUACUCGUAUCAGGUGAUAAUAAGAAAAACGUAAUAUUUCCGAAAUAUACUAAGAAUAUGUAUAAAAAAAGAUUUAAUAAGCUACAUAUAUGCUUCAUAUAAUUUGCUUAAUAUUAUACAAACUAAUUUAAUUUAGACAUAGGAUUUAAAAAAUACAAAAUUUACAAAAUAAAAAAACAAGAAAAACGUUAACUUCGGUUGCACUGAAGCUAUCAUAUCCUUAAUAGGUGCAUUUUUUAUAGCAUAAGGGAGUCAGUUUGUAUAACAGCUAUAUGUUAUAGUGGUCCGAUCUGAACAAUUUCUUUAAAGAUUGCGUGAUUGCUUAGAUUACAAUCCAUGCUAAGUUUCUUGAAGAUAUCUCGUCAAAUGACAAAGCUUUCCAUACAAGCACUUGAUUCCGAUCGUUCAGUUUAUAUGGCAACUAUAUGCUAUAGUGUUCCGAUAUCGGCGCUUCAGACAGAUGAGUAGUGUCUUUGUGAGAAAAGGAUGUGUGCACAAUUACUGGUCGAUAUCUCAAAAACUAAGAGACUAGUUUACUUAUAUACAGACAGGCAGACGGACAUAAUAUAGCUAAAUCGACUCCGCUCGUCGUGCUGAUUAAUUAUAUAUAUACCUUAUAUGGCCUGUGACGCCUCCUUCUGAGUGUUACAAACUUCGUGACAAACUUAAUAUACCCUGUUUAGGGUAUUAGAAUACUCAAAAUACUCAUGUUAAAGAAAGUAAACGAGAACGGAUAAGGAAGAACUUAAUUUGGGCAUCUACGACUAUAAUACAACAAACUAUAUUUUAGUUACAGAAAGUGUGGAGACCAGAUUUUUUUUUUAUUUCUUUAACUUUAAAGUGUAUUUAUUAUGCCAUUAACACAGACGUAGUUAACUUUUCUAUAAUAUUUUCUAAUUCCUAUAUAUUUAAAUGUAGACAUUUAGGUUAGGUUGGAUCAAAAAUGUCACCGAAGCGACUCACAUUUCUCCAUAAAAUGGAAAUCAAUGUAUUGUACAGUGCUUGUUAUGAAAGCCAUAAGUAGCUAAUCAUAAGACGAUAAGAAGUAGCGAUUCUGACCUCUGUAAUUCUCUUCUUUUCGAAUACGCGUUGGAUGAUGUCCAAUGCCAUAGUGAUCCGUCAAGUAUUUCAACGUCGUUCUGGUCGGAAAAAGUGAGUCAGUAGAGAAAGAAAGCAUUGCACCGUAGUGACGUCGCGAACUGAAAUCGAUAAGACUUGUUUAAAUUUAUACGGUUGUUUUUACUUGCUGCUUCACUGCUAGGAUACUAACACCCUCCCCCUGCUUAAUACACUGUGACCUUAUUCACUAACUGGACGAAGGAGUACAGACUAGACUUUAAAAUUUUUGUCGACGAAGCCAACAUACCGACAGUAAACAAUCCCAACAUUUUGGGUAGAACGUUCGACAGUUUGAGUUCCUUUACUCCGCACAUGACCGCGGUUGUAUAAAGCAAAGUAUAAAGUCACAACACAAAGCGAGGUGUUUGGCAACUUACAAGGCAAUCGGCCAGUCAGCAAUAACAACUCGUUUUCUGGAGCACCCGUCAGAUGAUUUCGAUGACAAACGAUGUUUAGACUCACCGUUACAAUAACAGCAGAUAGUCUUAUAGUCGAUAAUCUAAAGUCAUAUUCAGAAGUGGUUAAGACAUCGAGUCUAUUUCGUUUUGCAAGCGCCGCAAAUUUGAAAUGCUAUAGCUUGGUUAUACUCAUAUGUAUGUUUUUUUAAUAAUUCUUUUUAGAAUCUUAGAAAAUAAAGCUAUAUAAAUAUUUAGUACAAGUAGAACAUUCGGCUAUGAAACCGAAUUAUUUUUUGAUAUCUUACCUUGUGUUCUUUUGCAACUACUAAAUUGCUACACAAAUACCAUGUAGCUUUGCUUAAAUGACGGAUUUAUUUAUUUGGAUUUAUGAUUAAUUGAUUGUGCAAUAUUAAGUUGCAAUAUAAAGAUGCUAAUACGAUUUCGAUAUAUAUCGAAAAUUUCAAGAAAUUAAGGAGUGGAAAAAUAUAAAAAAAAUAUAUUCAACUAAUUAAGUGAAAGAUUACCAGCAACUUAAUGAACUUAAAGUGCAUUUUAGACAUAUUCCUUUUUUCAAGUAGUGCAGAUAUAUGUAUAUAUUCGUAAUAGUAUUAUAUUUAAUUGCAAUAAAAAAACAUAUAUUUGUAUAUACACAUACACAAGCGAGCAAAAGCUUACUACUUAUUUUACGCAAAACAAUUUUAGUCAUUGCAACUUACAUAUAGAUUUAAGUGUAAUUAAGAUAAUUUGAAUGCGAAUACAAAUUAAGUACUGCAAACUACAUAAUUAUGUGAUAAAAAAAAAAUGAAUUACUAUUUUCUGCUUUGAAAAAAUUAUACAAUUGCAAAUUUAUAUGAAAAUCGUUUAAAAACCCCGACGACUGUACUGCAUUUAUUGUUCGUGAAAUUGAUGAUUACUAAAGUACUUAUUGCAAUAAUUUCAAGUAUCAGUAAUUGUGCAAUGACAUUUAAUAAUAAUCAGCAUGAAAUGUGCGAGUUUUCAUUUUAAAUUAGUAGUUUUUUUACUAAACUAUAGUUCAUGCAUUUUUAACAACUUAAAAUUAACCAAUUAAAUGUUCGACUUACAAUCGAUAUGUAUGCCAAAAAUAAGAUAAUUCUAUUAAAAAGCAAUAUCAAUAAAUCUUACUGAAAUUAUUGAUUUUA
Molecule: messenger RNA, 5151 nt
Organism: Bactrocera oleae (olive fruit fly)
Lineage: Eukaryota; Metazoa; Arthropoda; Insecta; Diptera; Tephritidae
Source: RefSeq, a predicted model, not a curated record